This is a messenger RNA of Exophiala mesophila, 1185 nucleotides long. RefSeq lists its product as uncharacterized. The coding region runs from base 1 to 1185 and encodes 394 amino acids. NCBI's taxonomy places the organism in Eukaryota, Fungi, Ascomycota, Eurotiomycetes, Chaetothyriales, Herpotrichiellaceae. The record is from RefSeq and is a predicted model, not a curated record. The transcript has a single exon. Gene Ontology annotation, molecular function: pyridoxal phosphate binding; dTDP-4-amino-4,6-dideoxygalactose:2-oxoglutarate transaminase activity. Gene Ontology annotation, biological process: polysaccharide biosynthetic process.
AUGAUCCCUCUAAGACUGCCUGCGCGGUCUGAACAUGAACUCGAAUAUGUGUCUCAGGUAUUGGAAUCAGGCUCUCUUGGGGGCGGAGGGCCAUUUACCCAAAAAUGCGAAGAGUGGUUGGGGAAGCAACUCUCGUGUGCCAAAGUAUUCUUGACCACGUCAGGAACAGCCGCGUUGACCAUGGCUGCCCUCAUCGCCAAGCUACAACCUGGCGACGAGGUCAUCUUACCCAGCUAUACCUUUGUCUCUACUGGAAACGCCUUUGCCAGUCGCGGUGCAGUCCCUGUCUUCGUGGACAUCAUCCCUGGUCAAAUGAACAUUGAUGCAAGUAUCAUUGAAAAAGCAGUAACCAGCAAGACCAAAGCCAUUGUGCCUGUCCAUUAUGGCGGCGUGGCGUGUGACAUGACGACCAUCAUGUCUAUUGCCGAACGGCAUCAUCUUCUUGUGAUUGAGGAUGCUGCGCACAGUUUACAGGCUUCGUUCCAAGGCCGACCUCUAGGCUCAAUUGGACACCUCGCCUGCUUCAGUUUUCACGAAACCAAGAACAUCACCGCUGGUGGCCAAGGCGGUGCCUUGAUCGUCAAUGACCCCAGCCUUGUCGAUGGGGCUGAGUUGGUGUAUGAGAACGGCACAAAUCGGGCUCAACACCUCUCUGGCAAAGCGCCCUCGUACUCCUGGCAGACUGUCGGGAGCAAUUUCGUCUUGUCUGAAGUCCUCGCUGCUUUACUCUGGUCGCAAUUGGAGAUGGCUGAGACGAUUCUCAACAGAAGGAAGUAUCUACACCAACGAUAUAGCCAUCUCCUACUCAACACUCAAUCGCACCGAGCCGGAUAUAUCAGCAUCCCGCCCGACCACUUUCACAACUGCGAACCCAAUGCUCAUAUCUUCUACAUCUUGCUCAGGGACCCCACUUUGCGCGCAAGACUACAGGCAUUCAUGAAGGAUCGCUCUAUCCAAACCAGCCCACACUAUGUGCCCCUUCAUUCUUCACGGAUGGGGUCUUCUCAGGGUCGCUUCAUAGGCGAGGACAACCACACCACGCACGCAAGCAAACAAGUCCUUCGCCUACCGCUGUAUUAUGCUUUGUCUGACUCGGAUCAGGAGUUGGUGGUUGACGCAAUCGAGUCUUUUUUUGCCACCUUGGAGGUAUCAGAUACAGCGGAGCUGUCGAAGGCUUGCUCUUGA